Ictidomys tridecemlineatus (thirteen-lined ground squirrel) is the source of this 624-nucleotide messenger RNA. The record is from RefSeq and is a predicted model, not a curated record. NCBI's taxonomy places the organism in Eukaryota, Metazoa, Chordata, Mammalia, Rodentia, Sciuridae.
AUGGACGUGGCCAUCGCUCUCCUGGCCCUGAUUCACCUGCUGAUGUGCAUAAUCAGGACGCACCUGGAUCUAGGCAUUUGGGAGUUUCAGGACUUUUGGAACAACAUCACAUGUAAAGCCUUCAUCUACCUGUACAGGCUGAUGAGAAGCUUGUUGGUCAGCACCACCUGCCUGCUGAGUGUCCUGCAGGCAACCACCCUCAGCCCCAGAAGUUUCUUUCUGGCCAAGUCCAAGCACACGUCCCCACAGUGCAGUCACCACUUCAGGAUCUUCUCCCUGAUGGGAAUACUCCGGGACAUCUUCCUCAUGGGGCUCAUGGCCCUCUCCAGUGGGUACAUGGUGGCUCUCCUGUGCAGGCAUAAGAGGCAGUGCCAGCACAUUCAGAGCACCAGCCUGUCCCCAAGAGCCUCCCCAGAACUGAGGGCCAUCAGGACCAUCCUGUUGCUCAUGGGACUCUUUGUGCUCAAGUACUUUGUGGACUGUGUGUUCUCCUCCUCUUCGAGACAGAAGCACAAGGACAAUCCCACUCGCCUGGGGGUCCAGAUGCUGGUGGGUAAUGGCUAUGCUACCCUCAGUGCCUUGAUACUCAUCUGUGCUGAUCAACAGACACUCGGGUUCUUCUAG